Molecule: messenger RNA, 2883 nt
Organism: Pelmatolapia mariae (spotted tilapia)
Lineage: Eukaryota; Metazoa; Chordata; Actinopteri; Cichliformes; Cichlidae
Gene: smarcd2
Product: SWI/SNF related, matrix associated, actin dependent regulator of chromatin, subfamily d, member 2
Exons: 12
Coding region: 386-1999 (537 amino acids)
Biological process (GO): regulation of transcription by RNA polymerase II
Cellular component (GO): nucleus; SWI/SNF complex
Molecular function (GO): transcription coregulator activity
Source: RefSeq, a predicted model, not a curated record
UCAAGAUACUCAGUUUGUCUUUAGUAAGACGUUAUCAUGUUUUUCAUUCGCCUCACAGUGUAAUAGCUGUUAGUUAUCGUUUAUGUGGCGUCGUUCAGUCGUAAAGGCGCGAGUGGGAGAUGACAACAGCUCCCACUUGGUGUGUUCACAAAACGAGCAGUCACUAGGUAGAAGCAAAUCCCGGAACUUGAAACGGUAGGAAGUGAGCUAACGUUAGCUAGCUUUUUGUUGACAGUGUGCUUGCUGUCAAACCAGAAACCGACCUAAGCAGAAGUACCCGGAGUUAGUUAGCUACCUACUUGGAGACUUCAGCCUGCCACACUUUUAUUUGGGCCGAAUUUGGUUUGAAGUUUCCGUCACUUUUAACCACUUGUGGCUCUAGAAGAUGGCAUCGAGGGGAAGCUUCACGGGUCCUCCGAUGAAUCCGAGUAUGAGCCCCAUGAAUGUUGGGCAUGCCGCGGGCAUGAGGAUGCAAGGAAUGCCCCAGCCUCCGGGGGGAUAUCCCAGAAGCAUGAGCAGCGUUCCCCAAUACCCCCAGCGCCCCGGGAUGCCAUCCAGCAGAGUGGGGGGCCCCAUGGGGUCAAUGGGGGGUCAGCUGCCUGGUCCCUCUUAUGGUAGCAGUAGCAUUCCCAUGCGGGCAGGCAUGGGACCCCCAAGCAUGGACGCCUCUAGGAAACGGUUUCUUCAUCACCAGCACCACCAACAGCAACAAGAGGCGCUGGGAGGCCUCAGACGAGGAGCAAAAAGGCGCAAGAUGGCUGACAAGGUUCUGCCACAGAGGAUCCGAGAUCUGGUCCCGGAGUCCCAGGCCUACAUGGACCUCCUGGCCUUUGAGAGGAAGCUGGACCAGACCAUCGCUCGAAAGCGUAUGGAGAUUCAGGAAGCCAUCAAAAAGCCCAUUAUGCAAAAGCGCAAGCUCAGGAUCUACAUUUCCAACACGUACACUCCCAGCAAACCCGAGGGUGAGGAGGCGGAGAAGGUGUCCUCCUGGGAGCUGAGAGUUGAGGGCAAACUCCUGGAGGAAGCUGGCAAACAGAAGAGGAAGUUUUCAUCUUUCUUCAAAAGCCUGGUGAUUGAGCUUGAUAAGGAGCUUUACGGGCCUGACAACCACUUAGUAGAGUGGCACAGAAUGCCCACCACUCAGGAGACGGAUGGUUUCCAGGUCAAAAGGCCAGGAGACGUGAAUGUUAAAUGCACCCUUCUGCUCAUGCUCGACCACCAGCCCCCUCAGUACAAACUGGAUCCACGGUUGGCUCGCCUUCUGGGUGUACACACACAGACACGAGCCAGCAUCAUGCAAGCUCUCUGGCUUUACAUCAAGAACAACAAGCUGCAGGACAGUCAUGAGAAAGAGUUCAUCAACUGCAACCGCUAUUUCAGACAGAUCUUCGGCUGUCCACGCAUGAGGUUCUCUGAGAUUCCCAUGAAACUGGCGGGCCUGCUGCAGCACCCUGACCCCAUUAUUAUCAAUCACGUCAUUAGCGUUGAUCCCACAGAUCAGAAGAAGACCGCAUGCUACGACAUCGACGUGGAAGUUGACGACCCACUUAAGGGACAAAUGAACAGCUUCCUGUCUUCUACAACCAACCAGCAAGAAAUCGCUGCCCUCGAGAUGAAGGUAAGGCUUCAUCUGCACUUCACCAGAGUUGGGAAGGGAAAAAAAAAUUGCAUACUCCAUUUAAUUCUGAAAAUGUGCGGCUGGUGUUUGUAUUCGCUACAGAUUCAUGAAACCAUUGAGUACAUUAACCAGCUGAAGACCGAAAGAGAUUUCAUGCUGAGCUUCAGCAAUAAUCCACAGGAGUUCAUCAAGGACUGGCUGAAGUCUCAGUCCAGGGAUCUGAAGUUGAUGACAGAUGUGACUGGAAACCCAGAAGAGGAGAGGAGGACCGAGUUCUACCAUGAGCCCUGGGUGCCAGAGGCAGUGGGCAGAUAUGUUUACUCCAAAGUGCAGCAGAGAAGACAAGAGCUGGAGCAGGUGUUGGGUAUCCGACUCACCUAAGUACAAUUCUAUAGGAGUUGUUAAUGUUCCACUCAGCUGAAACUGGAAAGAAGCCUUUCGCCUUUAAAUGUUCAGAAAGCCAUCGUCACUGACGCAGAGUUCGGGGACCAAAGUGAUGCUUAUAUGACCUUUAAUAAUAUCUUUGCCUUGUAGUGUCUGAUAUAUUGAGCCUGUUUAAAUAACCUGUAUCCUUUUUUUUAUUUGCAAUAUGUUUUGUCUCUGGUACAAAAUGCUGUUUAAGCACUGGUGCUGUUUGGGUGUUUUCACUGUCACUUUGAGUGCUGUUUUGAAAGAGGGAUGUGUUUACCCUUACAUUGAAAAGCCAUAAUUUUUAGAUAAGAGUAAUGCCUGAUCUUCCUGGAGGCAUGGUAGAAUUAACCAUUUCAUUCCAGUGUGUAUAAUAUGUUUAAUGCUUUUGCAGCAUUUUUGAAAGUUGAAAUGAAACAUUCUGAUUUUGUGAAUGUUUACACGCCGUUUUUAUUUGUUAGUGGGGUGAUUCGAGGGGAAGAGGAGCUGAGGCUCUUUAGAUUGAACGGAUCCAUACCUUCAAAGAAAGUUAACUGCUAUUAAUAAUUUAAUAGGAAUGCAACUGCAGUAUGUCAGCUAAAAAAGGAGAAAAAAAAAGCGCCAAAAUAUUGUGUACAGUUUAUAGUUUCAUGAGUUAAAGCUUUGCUGUUUUGUUGACUUUUUGUACAUCAGUCUUAAAGUUCUUGAAACAUUCCUUUUUGACAGAUAUCAUUGCGCCAAAAUGUGUUUAGUGAAGAAGGCACAUAGAAUUUAAGAUGAGGUAAAACCGUUGUGUACAAAUGUUAUUUUUGUACAGCUUCUCUUUGUUAAAUGUUUGCAUGUUGUGUAUCAAUCAAAAGCCUUUAUCUUUUAUACAU